UACUGCGAAUUGUAGCUCUAUUCACAUCAUAAGCGGUUGUGCAGAAAUGAUUUGGAAGGCAUCUCGAGCCUGUAGGCGCUUUGCACCGGCUGUCCACUACACUUGCGGUGAGCAGAACAGUGAGGACCAACUGCCGCCCCAGCGCCAAUGACCGAUGCAUGUAUUUGAGAUCACCUCACAACCUACGGAGGCAUCUUUGACAGCCCGCAUGGUGCUGUAAAGCUCUAUCCUGCCGUCUCACGGGCGACAGUCUUGGACUGCAGCUUGAAUUUUGAACGUUGACACGGCAGGUCUUAAGACGACAGUCGAAAAUCUAUUUGUGUGUCAUUGCCUUGAGCGGAAGGUCAUUUGUCUUUCUGCAAUCGAUCUCAAGGAGCGGUUGUAUUGGAUGACCUCUUGAUUUACCUCUUGUAAGCUGAGUUCUUCGUCUUUGCAGGUUUCGAGUAUACAAUGCAUUGUUAUUAUCCACGUUACGCGAUUACCCAAGUACUAGAUUCACAUCAACCCACCACACACUCCCACCACACACUUCCAACACCCAUCGCAAUGGCGGCCACCCAAUACCCUUUCGACACUGUGGAUGAUGCGGCGGCAGUCGCAAAUAUUCAGAACCUCAUGCCAGUAAAGACCAAUAGUGUUCUUGAUCCAAAGUUCUGCCAGGAACAAAUCCGCCAAGAUGCAGAAGAAACCCAUAUCAUCGUGCAUCACAAAUUCCCUCAGCUGGUGAAUCAGUUCCUACAGCACAAGCGGGAUCGUGGCACCGAAAUCGAAAAGAGGCUGUACGGAACUCCAGAAACCUGGACCUACGAGCACCAGGUCCGCCGCUUGAUCGAGAAGCGAGCACUGGUUUUCGUGGGCUCCAACGAUGGCACAAUGCUCCGAGACGGCACCCAGGUCGGGUCGCUUGCCAAGGAAUGGGACAGGGUCGGCACUGAUGCCGAGGCCACCAGCAAGUAUCUGAAGCUAGAGGAUUACCUCAGCUACGACGAGAUGAUGCUCGGGUCGCUGAUUGGGGUGAGCGGCACCAGCUAUUUCAUCAACGAUGGCUCACGCUUCAACGCGGCUAGACCGGGGAAGCCGUCCACUUUCGAGACCCGCGGCUUGAUCGUCGGUCUCGUCGGUGCCCGGUAUGAGCGGAAUGACCGCAUGGACAGUGUCUUUUGUCAGCCGCCGGCCCCCAGACCCAGGCAGCACGGAGAGUUGACCAACAUCUUCGCGGACUUCUUCGGGAAGACGAGGCGGCCUGAGAGAUACUUCAACCUGAGCAUGUACAAGGCGCGCAUUCGAAUCGCGAUCGAUCUCCUGCUGCUCGAGGCCAACGACGCGGCAAAGGCUGUGGGAAAACAAGCAUACGUCCACGUCGUGGGUUUGGGGCUCGGGGUCUGGCAGGUGGACGUGCACCAGGAGGAGGCUUACGUUGAGGGCUUUAUGGACGCGCUGGAUGAGUAUGGAGACGUCCUCUCGCACAUCGAUACGCUCAACUUCAGCUACAUCGACGUCCCCCGGGACACGGCGGCGCAGAUGAAGGCCACGGGCGCGACCCACGACAUAGAUGUCUUGUUCACAAGGCGCAACCCCGCCGCGAAGCUACCCCCCUGCAAGGAGGAGGUAUUGCUGGUUGUCUCGUAUGCCUGGGAUAGCAACAGCUUUCCGGGGAACGAGUAUUGGGGCGGCAGCCUGACCGCGAGCGGAGACCCGGCGGCGGCUGCCUUCUCUACGAUUUCGGAGUUGCACAACCCGGUUUUGAAUCCGCAGUUUCUGCAUCAUAUCAAGGUGCUCAGCCCGGUAGGCUUGCCAGCGUGAUCUUAUCAUGAAGACUAGUUUUCAAGGCUGUUGUCCGGUACUGACAGCGGAGGCGGACGUGUGAACUGCUUGGAAGUCAUGAGUUGCUUCCUUUUACGUACAAUGGUUUUUGCAAAGUAGUUGAUAAUCUGUUGUGUUAAACUAUGUCUUCUCAUCUUUCUUGCGCCUCUUCGUGGCCUUAACUUGUUUGAUCUGACUGCGCGACGGCAUAUGAUGUUUGAGCCGUGCUUCUCGAAACAGUUUCGGACAUGACGGCCAAGAGCCAGGCUGCAGCGGAAUGACGCCCCACUAUCUUGAUACCUGUUAUGACACGGACAGACAGAUUGUCCUG
This is a messenger RNA of Truncatella angustata, 2134 nucleotides long. RefSeq lists its product as uncharacterized. Bases 451 to 1803 code for a protein of 450 amino acids. The transcript has 2 exons. Lineage: Eukaryota; Fungi; Ascomycota; Sordariomycetes; Amphisphaeriales; Sporocadaceae. The record is from RefSeq and is a predicted model, not a curated record.